AUGGAGUGGAAGAAGGGGGUCUCCAUAGACCCGUUUAAAAAUUUCACGAGUAAGAACACAACAGAGGCAAGCAACAUUCACAACAACAACAACAACAAUAACAAUAAUAAUAAUAAUAACAUAUCAAAUCACAUUCCGGGAAAUCCCCAUAAAAAUAUGGGAGGUUCCGUGCCAGGUCACUGCUCAUUUCAGCUAUCCGGGAUAAUGUUUUCCGCAGAUACGUACCCAAAAUCAACAUGGAGUCCCCAUCCACCCCACUACACUUCUGAAGAUAUAGCAGAAUGCCAUUUAAAGUGCCUAAUUGGUUUUAGAAUUCGAAAUUUUUUAAAAAUUUAA
Messenger RNA from Helobdella robusta, 336 nucleotides. RefSeq lists its product as hypothetical. Bases 1 to 336 code for a protein of 111 amino acids. The record is from RefSeq and is a predicted model, not a curated record. Lineage: Eukaryota; Metazoa; Annelida; Clitellata; Rhynchobdellida; Glossiphoniidae. The transcript is spliced from 3 exons.